This is a messenger RNA of Chiloscyllium plagiosum (whitespotted bambooshark), 779 nucleotides long. Lineage: Eukaryota; Metazoa; Chordata; Chondrichthyes; Orectolobiformes; Hemiscylliidae. The record is from RefSeq and is a predicted model, not a curated record.
UCACCAACAGGAAUUCACAUUUUUCCACGGAUAACUACUGUUGAGGUCAGUGAUGAUGGCAGCAUUAAGAGAUCGAUGAGAUUUGGAUUUGAUGGAAAGGACUUUAUCAGUUUAGAACCAGACAGAAUGAGAUAGAUCGCAUACAAUCCCAUUGCAGUGAUGACUAAAGAGAAAUGGGAUAUUGAUGAAUCCUGGAACAAUUACUGGAAAAGAAAUCUGGAAGAAGUAACUGUAGAAAUGUUAAAGAGAUAUCUGGAAGCUGGAAAAGAUUAUUUCAAAAGGAAAGUUCAGCCUGAAGUGUUCAUCUCCAGGAGGGAGCCCAAUGGUCAGGACAAGCCGCUCACUCUCUCCUGCCUGGUCACUGGGUUUUAUCCUGCAGACAUCGAGGUGACCUGGCUAAGGAAUGGAGAGGUCAUGUCUGAGACCCAAUCCUCGGGGGUUCGACCGAACCACGAUGGGACCCAUCAGAUCCAGAAAGAGAUUGAGAUCAAUGCUGGGGAUGAGGAUCAAUCCUGUCACAUUGAACACAGCAGUCUGGCAGAGGCCCAACUCUAUCAGUGGGAAAUCCAACAAAACAGUGUGGAACGUUCCCAUUGUGUACUUUUGAUUGGAUUAGUCUCUGCAAUGGCUGCAAUAUUUGGAAUAAUCAUCUGGAAAAAGCCCUGGAGAGGUUCACCAAGUGGGACCUACACAACAGCUCCCAGUAAGUGACUGAGGGGACAGAGUGUUGGGAAUGAUGGGAGAGGGAUUGGAAGGUGUAGAGUUACAUUCUCCUGGAU